This is a messenger RNA of Fusarium oxysporum Fo47, 881 nucleotides long. RefSeq lists its product as uncharacterized. Bases 226 to 714 code for a protein of 162 amino acids. The record is from RefSeq and is a predicted model, not a curated record. Lineage: Eukaryota; Fungi; Ascomycota; Sordariomycetes; Hypocreales; Nectriaceae. The transcript has a single exon.
CGGUUGCAACAAAAUAAAACACGGAGAAAGAAUGCGAAGCUGUAUGUAUAGACAACCAAAACAAAGUGCGACCAGAACUCAAAAGACCAGAAAAGAAACGUUUUUAUACAUACCCAGCUGGUUGGUUUGUACCCUCCAUAGUAAUUAUCGGCUUCAAGUCCUUCUUGCGUUUCUUGGCCGCAAGACUGCUAUUGUUGCUGUUGCUACCGUUGGUGUUGGCAUUUGAUGCCUUUUGGGCGUCGGGGGAUUGUGUGCCGUUCAUUGUGGUGUAUUCGUCAAAUCUGCCUGUGCGCGACAGUGCAGGAUCUGUAUUCUGGGGACAAGUCGAGAUGUAUCUGGCGUCUGUGUCGCCAGGUCGUAAAUGAUCAGAGUCGUGAAAUCGUCAAUGGGUGUAUCGUAAUGUCGGAUGCGACAGCUUCUGGGUUCUUUUGGGCGUCGGUAAGAAAUGAUGUCGAGAUGAAGUGGGGGAAGAGGGGCGCUUGUAAGUGCUCGCUCGAUGGACGUGGGGUUAUUUUCUGUUCUUUUUCUUUCGCGGAGAUGCUUUCUCAAGAAUUAUCAAAAUCGCUCAGACAGUUGAAGAUGCCGGACAGAGUCAGGAGAAGAAUAGAUCGGGGAGAUGAGCACGGUAGGAUAAUUGCGGUCGUGGGGCGGCAGUGGCGUCAAGGUAGAUCUUUUACAAGUCGAACCAAAAGAUGUUGCGCAGUAAUAACCUAGUGGCGGCGCAAUCUGAGGUGACUGGGAUCAAUCAAGCACAGUGAGUGAUUGUGCUUGGUGAAUUGGUCCCAGUGUAAGCUAAAGCUAAUACGCUGUAAUAUGGAUACUUGAACGUAAUCUGGUUGUCCGAGUAAUGACUUUGCGACGGCUUGUGUAGAUGUUUUGAU